AUGUCCCAGAACAAGGGCGGAAAAUCCGGUGGGGGUGCCGGCAAGGGAAAGAAGUCUGGCAAAGGCGGCGCUGCCGAGGAGAAGGGCGAGGAGACCCUUCAAGCUGUGAUCCUGGCAGACUCCUUCCAAAGCAGAUUUAUUCCAUUCAGCCUCGAGAAGCCACGAUGUCUUCUCCCGCUCGCAAACACGCCACUGAUCGAGUACACCCUCGAAUACCUGGCUAUGAACGGUGUGCAGGAGGUCUUUAUAUACUGCGGCGCAUUCACCGACCAAGUCGAAUCAUACAUCUCAGAGUCUCCCCGAUGGAGCCCUACAAGCAGGACAACUCCCUUCUCAUCUCUCGAGUUCAUCCGGGUUUCAGACGCUACCUCGGUCGGCGACUUCCUGCGCGACCUCGACAAGCGCGGUCUGAUUGCUGGCGACUUUGUUCUCGUGCACGGCGAUCUCGUCGCAACAGUCCCCCUGGACCAGAUAUUGGCCAAGCACAAGGCGCGCAAGGAGGCAAACAGGGAUGCCAUCAUGACCAUGGUCUUGCGCGAGGGCGGUACCGAGGAGCACAGGACCAAGAGCCACGCCAUCCAGCCUGUGUUCGUUGUUGAGGCAAACACGGGAAGGUGCCUGCAUUAUGAGGAGAUCAGUUCUGUCGACAGCGACCACUAUAUGAAGCUCGACCCGACGAUACUCGAGAGCGCGGUCAUCGAUGUCCGCAGCGACCUGAUCGAUUGCGGCAUUGAUAUCUGUACGCCAGAUGUGCUCGCCCUCUGGUCCGAGAGCUUCGAUUUCGAGCUGCCGAGGAAAAAUUUCCUGCAUAACAUCUUGAAGGACUAUGAGCUGAACGGCAAGAUGAUCCACGCCGAUAUCGUCGACGAAGGCUACGCUGCUCGCGCCAGCAGUCUGCAGAUGUACGAGGCGAUCAGCAGGGACGUCAUGGGUCGAUGGGCCUAUCCACUGGUCCCGGACUCAAACCUGGUCUCGGGACAUUCAUACCGGAUGGUCAGGAGGGGCGUCUACCUGGAGAAAGGUGUGGUGCUGCAGGCGAAUGCCGAUAUUCAAUCUUCCAUGGUUGGCCUGAGGACAAAUGUGGGAAGCGGCAGCAAAGUCUUGAACAGCGUCAUUGGCAGGCGGUGCCAUAUUGGCAGCAAUGUCACUAUCAAAGACAGCUUCAUCUGGGAUGACGUGACCAUCGAGGAUAACAGCACAGUCUGCCACUCCAUAGUAGCUAACUCCGCUACGAUAGGCACCGGCUGCAACGUCCCCGAAGGAUCUCUGAUCUCGUUUGGCGUUCACGUUGGCAACGGCAUAUCACUACAGGCACCCGCCAAGCUCUCCCUCUACACCUCCGACCUCAGCCCUGCCAAUGACGACACCUCUCUUCUUGGUCCCGAGGGCAAAGGCUGCGCGUAUGUCGACUCUGACGAUGAGGACGAGGACGAGCGGGACCCCGAGCACCUCCAAAAGUCAUUCAUCUACUCCCUCGAGGGUCUCGACCUCUCACAGUCGUCCAUAUCGACCUUCAACUCGGCCGUGUCUGACGACGAGGAUGGCGACGAGGUCAACUCGCAGGUCAACAGCCUGCUCAACGCCGACGCCAACUCGCGCUCGCGGCUCUCCUCGUUUGCCUCGGACGACUCGGCCGCCGCCAAGGCCGCCGCGUCGGCGAGCAACUUCCACAACGAGGCCGUGCACAGCCUGCUCGACGCCCUGCGCGACGACGUGGGCGACUUCGACUCGGCCAAGCUCGAGUUCAUGGGCCUGCGCCUGGCCAACGACGCCUCCAACGCCGUGAUGCGCCGCGCCAUCGCCGCGGCCUUUGCGCGCCGCGCCGCCGAGCUGCUCGAGCCCGAGCACGGCGGGCUCGAGCCGACCAAGGCCGCCGACCGCGCCAUCCGCGGCAAGAAGGGCGCCGCCAAGUUCCUCGGCGAGGUGGGCGUCGGCGGCGGCGUCGCGGACCAGGUCGAGAUGGCGCUCGCGCUGCAGCGCGCGCUGGCGGGGCUCGCGGCCGGCGGCGGCGGCGGCAGCAGCAGCAGCAGCAGCGGCAGGGCGAAUCACCCCCUCCCCGCCGCGAGGGCGGGCGCGCUGCUCUCGGCCAUGCUGCAGCAGCUGUACAGCCUCGACGUGCUCGAGGAGGAGGGCAUCCUGGGCUGGUGGGCCGACGCGCGGGCGGUCGAGGGCGAGGGCAUGGAGGUCGUGAGGGGCAGGUGUAAGGUCCUUGUCGAGUACCUCGAGGCCGAGGGCGAUAGCGACGAUGAUGAUGACGACGAUGACGACGACGAGGAGGAGGAGGAUAGUGAUUGA
Messenger RNA from Thyridium curvatum, 2295 nucleotides. RefSeq lists its product as uncharacterized. Gene Ontology annotation, biological process: biosynthetic process. Gene Ontology annotation, molecular function: translation initiation factor binding; guanyl-nucleotide exchange factor activity; translation initiation factor activity. Gene Ontology annotation, cellular component: eukaryotic translation initiation factor 2B complex. Bases 1 to 2295 code for a protein of 764 amino acids. The record is from RefSeq and is a predicted model, not a curated record. The transcript is spliced from 3 exons. Lineage: Eukaryota; Fungi; Ascomycota; Sordariomycetes; Thyridiales; Thyridiaceae.